This is a messenger RNA of Lolium rigidum, 1885 nucleotides long. Its product is annotated as probable indole-3-acetic acid-amido synthetase GH3.11. Bases 1 to 1773 code for a protein of 590 amino acids. Gene Ontology annotation, cellular component: cytoplasm. NCBI's taxonomy places the organism in Eukaryota, Viridiplantae, Streptophyta, Magnoliopsida, Poales, Poaceae. The record is from RefSeq and is a predicted model, not a curated record. The transcript is spliced from 5 exons. Gene Ontology annotation, molecular function: acid-amino acid ligase activity.
AUGGACAACAAUAAGCCAUGCUAUAAGAUAAAUGAUGCUCUUCAAGAGCUUGAGAUGUUGGCAGUGAAUGCCAAAGAAGCCCAACAGCUUAUACUGACAAAAAUCCUUGAGAGGAAUCAGGCUAGUGAAUACUUGAGAAAAUUCAUGAAUGGAUCCACAAAUAUUUCCACCUUCAUGAGAAAUGUUCCAGUAGUGACAUAUGAUGUGGUCCAGCCCUACAUUGCGAGGAUCUCAAGUGGCGAGGAUUCUUCAAUUUUAUGUGGAGAACGAAUUGUAGAGCUUCUGAGAAGCUCUGGAACUUCUCGGGGUGAGCCAAGAUUGAUGCCAGCCAUCUCUGAGGAUCUUGACCGCCGAACCUACCUUUAUAGUCUGCUGAUGCCCAUAAUGAACAAGUAUGUGUCGGGCCUUGAUGAAGGGAAGGCCAUGUAUCUUCUCUUUGUGAAAGCGGAAACACUCACAAGUUCUGGCAUUCCAGUUCGAUCAGUCCUCACUAGCUAUUACAAGAGCCCUCACUUCCUGCACCGCAAACACGACUUGUACAACAACUACACCAGUCCUGAUGAGGUAAUUCUUUGCCCUGACAGCCAGCAGAGCAUGUACUGUCAGCUGCUCUGUGGCCUGGUCGAACGCCAGCAUGUCCUUCGUCUCGGGGCAGUCUUCGCCUCAGCAUUCCUUCGGUCUAUCAGCUUUCUUGAACGGUACUGGUGUGACCUUGUUAACGACAUACGGCUUGGUAAACUCAAUUCCAGUGUCACCGAUACUGCGUGUCGGUUGGCCAUGGUGCACUUUCUUGCGUUGCCCAACCCAGAGCUAGCUGAUGAGCUUGAGGAAAUCUGCAGCUGUGGGCCAUGGAAGGGGAUUCUAGGCAGGCUAUGGCCUAAUGUCAAGUACAUCGAAGCUGUUCUUACAGGCACAAUGGCACAAUACAUCCCCAUGCUGGAGUUCUAUAGUGGUGCUAGGAUUCCCUUGGUCUGCACCAUGUAUGCUUCCUCGGAGAGCUAUUUUGGUGUCAAUCUAAGGCCACUGUGUAAACCCACUGACGUGUCUUACACGAUCCUCCCAAACAUGGCCUAUUUUGAGUUCAUACCUUUGGAGGAUGGCCUCAGAGUGAUGGAGGAGGAUGAGGUGGUGGAGAAUGAUAAGCUUGUUAAUCUGGUGGAUGUCAAGGUCGGAUGCUACUAUGAGCUUGUGGUUACCACAUUUUCCGGUCUUUACAGGUAUAGGGUCGGCGAUGUGCUUCAGGUGACAGGCUUCUACAAUUGUGCACCACAGUUCAAAUUCAUCUGCCGGAGAAACGUCAUACUCAGCAUCGACUCCGACAAGACCAACGAGGAGGAUCUCCACAAUAGUGUCACUCGUUCCAAGAAAAUCCUGGAGGAUCGGAACUACAUCCUCCUGGAGUACACUAGCUACACAGAUACUUCCACUGUCCCUGGCCACUACGUCCUCUUCUGGGAGAUCAAGUCCACCAGCGAAGGUGUGACGCCUCUGGAUGCUGAGCUCCUUGAGAGCUGCUGCAUCUCAGUCGAGGAGUCGCUCGACUACAUCUACAGGCGCUGCAGAGCUCAUGACAAGUCGGUAGGCCCUCUGGAAAUACGAUUGGUUGAGGCCGGAGCGUUUGAUGCUCUGAUGGAUCUGUUAGUUAGUCAAGGCAGUUCUAUUAACCAGUACAAGACCCCAAGAUGCAUCGAGUCUGGGCUCGCAUUGAAGCUGCUGAACUCCAAGGUCAUCGCUUCCUUCUUCAGUCCCCGGGAUCCUGAGUGGACUAUGUAAGCUUUCAGGGAUUAGGAGAGCUUUACUUACAGUCAGAUCAUACCAACUUGCUGCUUUGCUUGGAUAACUGUAUUCCUGCUCCCUAUCAUUUCAUUUGGAGAAUUGCUUAUUA